Plasmodium knowlesi strain H is the source of this 213-nucleotide messenger RNA. Its product is annotated as conserved Plasmodium protein, unknown function. The record is from RefSeq and is a predicted model, not a curated record. The transcript is spliced from 2 exons. Bases 1 to 213 code for a protein of 70 amino acids. NCBI's taxonomy places the organism in Eukaryota, Apicomplexa, Aconoidasida, Haemosporida, Plasmodiidae.
AUGAGGUCUUGCUAUUCUCACAAAGGGGUUAGCCCGGGCAAGCAUCCCCUCCGAUCCGUUGGAAGCGAUAAAAUAGGAAAGGAAGAUGUUCAGUCGGUUAAUAAUGGACUGUACGCGGACUGCACCCUUUGCGGCAUAAAUCACAAAGAUCCUCACAAGCAGGCACUCUAUCCCCUACGCGAAGACCAGCAUCGAGUGAACAAGGUAGGUUAG